Molecule: messenger RNA, 630 nt
Organism: Rhinocladiella mackenziei CBS 650.93
Lineage: Eukaryota; Fungi; Ascomycota; Eurotiomycetes; Chaetothyriales; Herpotrichiellaceae
Exons: 2
Coding region: 1-630 (209 amino acids)
Biological process (GO): mRNA processing
Cellular component (GO): precatalytic spliceosome; catalytic step 2 spliceosome; Prp19 complex
Source: RefSeq, a predicted model, not a curated record
AUGCCUCUCAUCUUGGAGUCCCACGACUCCCUACCUUAUAUCGACCCGGACAUUACUAAUGCCGACCGCGACCAUGCCAAAGCCUUGAUCACAGAACACCUCCCUCCCAACUAUCUGACCACGCCGCAUCCCUCUCUUGCCCCUCUUCCUACAGUCGAGUUUUCCGAAAUCUUCCUUCAAGAGGUUAACCGGCUAGCGGCGGGUCAGCCCCGCCAGGCAGGGAUCGACCUGUCACGAUAUGAAGCACCUGAGACACCAGCCAGUGAUAGCAGUGAGGAGGUGAUGCGACAAGCACUACGGAAUGCGUAUGUCUCGAGAACAUUCCUGUCAGGCAGACACACGAACCUGAUCCUCUUGGAUGAAUUCGGCAAAAAUGCUUGGCUCACCGGCAAUUCCCAAGCAGAAGAAAUCCUCCAAGGCCUGGAACGAGAACUCGCCAGGGUGAAAGCUGAAACUGAGAGGGUAAAUAAAGCACGAAAGGCAGCGCAAGAAGGCUCCAAGGGGGAGCUUCUGGGGCUGGAAGAUGCUUGGAAGCGCGGAAUAGGUCAAAUACUGGAGAUACAGGUCGCUACCGAUCGACUGCAGCAGCUGAUUGUCGAACGACAACGCAACCCUGCACCAAUUCCCUGA